Molecule: messenger RNA, 1644 nt
Organism: Soboliphyme baturini
Lineage: Eukaryota; Metazoa; Nematoda; Enoplea; Dioctophymatida; Soboliphymatidae
Source: the annotation of a GenBank genome assembly
AUGUUGUUGUUAUCGUUGAGUUUUAAGGUUAAUUUCGAUUAUGAAGAGAAAGAGCGGGAAGAACUGCAACGAAUACUACGCGGCGAAAAUGAUUCAAACGCCGAGAGCAAACUGACGAAAUUGCGUCGAGUCAAUUCGCAUGCUUCAGACAAAGAUGGCGAAGAAUCGGAUGGUAGAAAGUUGAAGAUCUAUCGAACAUACAGAAACGCUAACGGCACGGAGCACGUGACUGUCGAGUACGUGACGAAGAUUCAGCUGAUCGAGGCGUAUGUCAAGAUCCGCACGAAAAAGGACGAGGCGUUCAUCAGACAUUUCGCUCAGAUGGACGAACAGUAUCGUGAGGAACGACGAAGGGAGAAAAGGCGGCUUCAGUUGAUGCUUUUUCAGGACCAGCUUCGCCGUAUUCGGAAAAAUGAGAUGAAGGCAAAAAUGGGUUUUCCUGUUGGAUCUCGCCUGAAGUUGGACAGAGCAGGGAAACCGCCCGCACCGCCAAAACCGUCGUUGUUGAAAAUGAGGUGCAGUGCGUGCGGUAGGACUGGCCACAUGAAAACUAAUAAACACUGUCCUCUGUACGGCCGGGUGAAGGUGCCCCCACAGCAGGUGGCGCCCACCGACGAACAGAUCGAGGAAGAACUGCAACUUCCCUCGACGUCAGAGAAUCUGGUGUCAGUCGAAGGUACGAAGGUGAAGCUAAGCAAGGUUGUGGUGGAACAUGCCGAAAAGAUGAAAAAGAAGGCGCUGAAAUUGAAGUUUCCGAAACUGAUGGUUCAGAAUCCCGCUAAAUUGAGCACAUUUUCUAAGUACAAAGAAAUGAUAGAUGGCAGCAGGCGGACAGACCGAUCUAAAAUAUCAUCGCCUCCGUUCACCCUUGGUUCCUCAUUGGGCAGAACGAAAUACUACGACGAGGGCGUGAAACAGUCAGUGCAUCGACGACGAGCUGAUCCGAAAGUAACCAUGUCGGUGGUGCUCGAGAAAAUUCUUAACGAACUGAAGGGUCUGCCACAGGCGCGAAAUUUCUUGCUACCUGUCAAUAAGAAAAGCGUGCCUGACUAUUACAAGAUCGUGAAAAAGCCGAUGGACCUGCAACAGAUCCGUAUGAACUUGUGCAGGAAUCAUUACGUGACUCGAGAGGAAUUUCUGAAAGACGUACGACAGAUCUUGGACAAUAGUCGUUUGUACAAUGGUGACCAAAGUUAUAUUACUCAGGCGGCGAGAGACAUUUUUGAGUACGCCAGCCGACGGAUCGCCGAGAAGGAGCAUAAAAUCAUGAAGCUCGAAAGGGCGAUCAAUCCGCUGCUAGACGAUAACGACCAGGUGGCGUUCAGUUUUAUUCUAGAACGCAUCGUCGAUUCGUGUAAAAAAAUCCCACGCUCGUUUGCCUUCCACCAACCAGUGGACCGAAAAAAGGUGAAGACCUACUAUGAAAAGGUGACGCGUCCAAUGGACCUGGGCACCAUGGAACACAAAUGCAAACGACACAUGUACCAUUCAGUUGUCGAAUUCAUUAGGGAUGCUGAACAGAUCUACAUCAACAGCGAAAAAUUCAACGGUCCUUCGUCAUCUUUUACACAGAAGGCAUCUGAAAUUGUUGCGCUAGCCAAGAAACUCAUCGCAGAGGUAAAAGUGCUUUUGAAUGUUAAAUGA